Galleria mellonella (greater wax moth) is the source of this 1386-nucleotide messenger RNA. RefSeq lists its product as uncharacterized. The transcript is spliced from 7 exons. NCBI's taxonomy places the organism in Eukaryota, Metazoa, Arthropoda, Insecta, Lepidoptera, Pyralidae. The record is from RefSeq and is a predicted model, not a curated record. Bases 301 to 1386 code for a protein of 361 amino acids.
UGCAACUUUCUCUUUAAAAUAAUACCUAUUACAUUUCUUUCAAGUAAUUUUUAUUUAUUAAUUCUAAAGAAAAAUAUGAAUUUAUCUAUAUAUUCAUUAAUUAUAUAGAAUUAAAAAAAUUGGGACUAUUAUUAAAAGUAACACGUAUAGAAAAUAUCUAAGAGAAAAUAUUAAUACGUUAAUAAAGAGCCCACUCGAUUUUAAACUUCUAACAUCAGUUGGUGACUUUUAAUUUUAAUUUGUAGUGUAAAACAAUUUAAUUGUUGAUUAAAUAAUAAAACACAAUUAAAAAAUAAAAAAAUGUAUAUAAACAUAAUUGUAAUUCAUCAAUAUAUAUUGUUAAAAAGUGUGGCACAAAAUCUUCUAGUAAGUGAAGCAGGACAGGUGACGAAAUCUAUAGAAGAUAUGCUUUUGGAUUAUGAAGAUGAUAAAAAUUCUAUGAUUGCGAUUACUGAUAAAGAAAAUUAUAACUUAUAUGAAGAUUUUUAUGACGAAAUGGAUAACAGAAUUAGAACUGAACAAUCUAUGAAUAUGAUUUUCUUUGGGCCUCCAAUUUCUUUUAUGAGACUUGAUUCUGAAACUAUCUUGCAUAUAUUAAUACAUACAAGAAAGCAUUUAAUACCAAUAACAAGGGCUUUACUUGCAUGGGAUAUUAUUACUGAUGGGAAAACAGCAGCUUAUUUACAAGGGCGCGAAUACUUAGCUUUUGGGUCCCUGUUAAAUGUUGUACCAGAAGAAGAUUUAUAUUACGUAAAUUUUGGUGAUCCUUCUGUACUAACUUUUUUUUCUAAGAACUAUGUAAACCUCGAUAAUCGUAAGUUUGGUAUUUUGGUGGCGUCCUAUAGACGAUAUUUUGGAAAUAGAUGGUAUGAGUCUGGUACACGUAUUAAUGAAUUAGGCUAUUUGCUGUGUGGGUUUCCAUCGUUUGAUCUUAAAAAAAUUACACCCCAAAUAUUCAAAGAGAUCAAUGUUGAUAUUUUCAGUAAACUGGGGCGCUGUAGUAUUAAUCAAACUAAGACUCUUUAUGAUAUAGCUACGCAUCCUGAUGCUUAUGGAAAACCUUACAAGUGGUUUUCUCAUGAAAUUGAUCGUCUAGGUAUAUUGUUUAUAUGUGUUCCAGAAGAUGAUAUUAGUCCAAUUCAAUUGGAAGCAGUAUCGGCUAUCAGUGCGCAGGUUAUGAAAAAAAUAGAUCAGAAAAAGUUGAAGUUCUUUACCAAAGAACAAAUAUUACGAAUGAAUGCAAAAACUCGUCGAAUUUAUAUCCUUAGAAUGCAGUUGAGAAAUAGUCUCGAUAUGAGCCAAAUAACAAGACGCCAUGGUAUAAAAUUGUCGCCAUCAAUCCUUCUUUACUUGGUUAAUGUUGUCACUCUACUUAUGUGUAUUUAA